This is a messenger RNA of Phodopus roborovskii (desert hamster), 1547 nucleotides long. RefSeq names its product fasciculation and elongation protein zeta 1 (gene Fez1). Gene Ontology annotation, cellular component: cytoplasm; axon. NCBI's taxonomy places the organism in Eukaryota, Metazoa, Chordata, Mammalia, Rodentia, Cricetidae. The record is from RefSeq and is a predicted model, not a curated record. The transcript has 10 exons. The coding region runs from base 222 to 1547 and encodes 441 amino acids.
CGCGCCUCCGGGAGCCCGGGCACGAGCGCGGGGACCGGGCGCAGCCGGAGCAGCCGGGGAUCGCUCGCUGGCUGGCUUGCCGCUGCCGCUGCGCUGUGCCUGGCUACCGCUAGCCGGUGGAUGGGGGUGUCCGGUUGAGCCCCGGGAUCUGCGUCCCUCCGCCAGGACCCAAACAGGGAAACGGAGCUUGACAGUUGCUGUCAUUGUACUGUGGUGCCAGGAUGGAGGCCCCACUGGUGAGUCUAGAUGAAGAGUUUGAGGAUCUGAGGCCCUGUUGCUCUGAGGACCCAGAGGAAAAGCCACAGUCUCUCUAUGGUUCAUCUCCUCACCACCUGGAGGACCCUUCCCUCUCUGAGCUUGAGAAUUUCUCCUCCGAAAUAAUCAGCUUCAAGUCCAUGGAGGACCUGGUGAAUGAGUUUGAUGAAAAGCUCAAUGUCUGCUUUCGGAACUACAACGCCAAGACAGAGAACCUGGCUCCUGUGAAGAACCAGUUACAGAUCCAGGAAGAGGAGGAGACUCUUCAGGAUGAGGAGGUUUGGGAUGCUCUGACAGACAAUUACAUCCCUUCACUCUCAGAAGACUGGAGGGACCCAAACAUUGAGGCUCUGAAUGGCAACAACUCUGACACUGAGAUCCAUGAGAAGGAAGAGGAAGAGUUCAACGAGAAGAGUGAAAAUGAUUCUGGCAUCAAUGAAGAGCCUCUACUCACAGCUGAUCAGGUGAUCGAGGAGAUCGAAGAAAUGAUGCAGAACUCCCCGGAUCCUGAGGAGGAAGAGGAGGUGCUGGAAGAGGAGGAUGGAGGAGAAAUCUCAUCUCAGGCAGACUCAGUCCUGCUGCAAGAGAUGCAGGCCUUGACACAGACCUUCAACAACAACUGGUCCUAUGAAGGGCUGAGGCACAUGUCUGGGUCUGAGCUGACAGAGCUGCUGGACCAGGUGGAGGGUGCCAUCCGUGACUUCUCCGAGGAGCUGGUUCACCAGCUGGCUCGCAGAGACGAGCUGGAGUUUGAGAAGGAGGUGAAGAACUCCUUCAUCACGGUGCUCAUUGAGGUUCAGAACAAGCAGAAGGAGCAACGGGAGCUGAUGAAAAAGAGGCGGAAAGAGAAGGGGCUGAGCCUGCAGAGCAGCCGAAUAGAGAAGGGAAACCAGAUGCCUCUCAAGCGCUUCAGCAUGGAAGGCAUCUCCAACAUCCUGCAGAGUGGCAUCCGCCAGACCUUCGGCUCCUCAGGAGCCGACAGACAGUAUCUGAACACAGUCAUCCCCUACGAGAAGAAAUCCUGUCCUCCCUCCGUGGAAGACCUGCAGAUGCUGACAAACAUUCUCUUCGCCAUGAAGGAGGAUAAUGAGAAGGUGCCUACUUUGCUAACGGACUACAUUUUAAAAGGUGAGAGCAGCUGGCCCCCUCCCUGCACAGAAGGGGGCCUCUGGGCUCCGGUUCUAGCUGUGGAGGUCAAAUUGGACCUACGGGAACAACAGCAUCCUGUGACUUUGCUCCUUCUUGCUGCAUCCUUGAGGAACACCAGUACCAACUCCUUCAUGCCGCCUUGA